Messenger RNA from Plasmodium knowlesi strain H, 1473 nucleotides. RefSeq names its product tryptophan-rich antigen. The transcript has 2 exons. The coding region runs from base 1 to 1473 and encodes 490 amino acids. NCBI's taxonomy places the organism in Eukaryota, Apicomplexa, Aconoidasida, Haemosporida, Plasmodiidae. The record is from RefSeq and is a predicted model, not a curated record.
AUGCAAUCCCAAUGUGGUAGUUACCAAUUUGUAGGAACUAGGGAAGAAAGAAAAAUGGAUGAAAAGAAAAGUACACAACGAUCAUCCUUUUUCACUAAAAAAACUGCUAUACUCUUCUUUGUUGCUGCGUAUAUUUUCUUAAAGCACCAGGAUGAUGCUCCAAGACAGGGUGUGAGUACUUCAUUACAAGUACGUAAUCAGGUAGGUAGAAUUUUAAGGACAAAUGAAGAAAACGCUCCAAUGGAGGAGGAGGAAUUAGGAGGGGAAGUUUAUGAGGACGACGAGGAAAUCCAUAGACACACCCAACACGCCUAUGAGGAACCUUACGGAAAUUAUGAGAACCCUGGUGAAGGUUAUGAAGACCCACGCGUAUAUUAUGAGCUCCCUUAUGGAAAUUAUGAGAACCCUGGGGAGGUAAUAUAUUAUUAUGAUGAACAAGAAGGAGAAUAUGAAUAUGAAAGAAGAAAAGGUUUGAAUAGAGGAAUGAAACAAGGGGGAGUAUAUCCUGAGGAUGAGUGGGGAGUAGGACAUUAUCAUGGUGCAGAAGAUUCUUAUGAAGAUGAUUCUUAUGAUGAUGAUUCUUAUGAAGAUGAUUCCUAUGAAGAUGAUGCCUAUGAAGAAGAAGAAGAACCAGUACAUGAGAAAAUACAAAUAAGAAUACCAAGGGACGAAUUAGUCGAUGAAAAUACUCCUAUUUUUGACUUGCAACACAAGUACCUUUCGAUGGCACCUAAAGGAGAAAAAGAAAAGGCACUAUACCCAUUGAAACCAGAAGAUUUACAAACGGAAGUUUCAAAAUUCACAGAUUGGAACGCAUUUAAGAAAACCUUUGAAGAGGAUUGGGAAACGUUAGAAGUGAAAUUACGUGAAUCAAGUAAAUGGUUAAUGCAAAAGAAAAAUAAUGAAUGGUCUAACUGGAUUCAGUUAGUUAAAAAUAAAUGGUCAGUACAUGGUAAAGUUCCAAAUGAAGAAGAACUGGAUGAAUCUGUGGUAGAACCAGAUUCGAGCAACGGGACAUGGGAUUCAUGUUUUAAAACACAAGUAUAUCCCACAAUUAACGCACAAUUGAAAAACUGGUUCGACGACACUUAUUCUUAUUUAUUUAAACUUCUUCUUAAAGGUUUAGUUGAAAUUGAAGACAAGAAAAUGAAAGGAUGGUUAAUGUACCACUGGAAAAUGAACGAAGAGGAUGAUGAUUAUAAAACGUUUGGAGAUAUGCCAACAGCGAAAUUUUUAAAUUUAGUUCAGUCUCAAGAGUGGUACCUUGACAAUCCUCAUAUAGAUAAACAAAGAAGAGAACUCAUGUUAUGGUUCUUCCAUAAAAUAAACGACUAUUUAGGAAAAGAAUGGGAAAACUGGAAUUAUUGGAAGAAUGAAAAAAUGCACGAGGUUAAAUUAUUGUGUGAAAAAUUCGCCAAAGGAUGCCUAAACGAGGAAGAAUGGAAUAAAUUUCUCAGUGAAAUAAAAUUUUGA